AUGGUUCACAAGAGCCAUCCUCAGUUUCUUUAUUUCUUCCACAUGCCUUCUGAAAAAUACUUGAAGCUCCAAGCAAUGUGGAUGUUAUUGAUGCGCACCAUUCGUACUGAAGAAGAAGAAGAUGUUGCAUGGUUUGCCGUGAAUGGUGUGCCCAUCCGCUAUUCUAUGAGGGAGCAUGCCCUCAUCUCUGGCUUAGACUGCCAUGAGUAUCCGAGGAAGUAUUUGAAGCUCGGGGGUACAAAGUUUGUGGAUUGUUACUUUGGUGGACUAAAGAAGAUCACCAUAACAGAUGUGGAGCAUAAGUUGUUUCUAUGA
Messenger RNA from Brassica napus (rape), 315 nucleotides. RefSeq lists its product as uncharacterized. NCBI's taxonomy places the organism in Eukaryota, Viridiplantae, Streptophyta, Magnoliopsida, Brassicales, Brassicaceae. Bases 1 to 315 code for a protein of 104 amino acids. The record is from RefSeq and is a predicted model, not a curated record. The transcript has a single exon.